GAGAGAGAGGAGAGGGAGAGGAGAGGAGAGGAGAGGAGAGGCAGGCGCACACGUACUGAACUAGCCGAUAUUUUUGGAAUUAGUGUCUGUCAAAGAAAGACAAGGAAGAAAGGAGAUGUUAAGGAACCACAUGCAAAAUGCAACGAUUUCUCCCGAAGAAAAAGCUUCGCCGGUCCGGCAUUUGGGGUCUGCCCGUUCUCCUCGCCCUGUCAGUCCCUCUGGUUAGUCUCGUUUUCACGGCACUCUCUUGGGGUCACACGCGCAGCUUGACGAGGUCUCUGCAGACUCUGCAAGAUCGCCUGGUGCAGGCGGAUUUGCAGCGAGAGGCGACGGUGCAGCUGCUAAUGGAGCAGCAGGACCUGCGGGGAAUGAGAGCAAAGCGAGGGGCAGGCAUGAAGAACAGGAAGAGCAAGGCUGUGGUAGCCGCGCACUUCGAGAUAAAACCAGACAACACAGCUGGAGCAGCUUCCAGUGACAUCAUCAAAGGCUGGGCCGAGGUGAAUCUGAGCACCAGCUCUCCGGUGAACUAUGACCCCAGCACAGGAGGGUUCACAGUGCUAACAGACGGGCUCUACUACCUGUACUGUCGAAUUCAUUUCAUGGAGAGAGAAAGUGCUUACCUGAAGCUGCAGGUGUAUGUGGGGAGGGUCCCGCUGUUCAGCUGUCUCCAGAGCUAUGGGACGACCCCGUCCUCCUCCCCGUCCACCAAGCUCGGAGACUUCUUCUCCUGCCACGUGUCGGGGCUGGUCAGGCUGACGGUCAACGAGAAGCUGACCGUCCAGACCUUCGGGGGGACGAAUCUCCGCCCCAGACACGACCUCAACUACUUCGGCCUCUUCCAGGUCAAGUGACCCCUGGUGGGAAACGAAGGGAAGCGCAGCCGGUCUGAUUUUUUUUUAAAAUUUUUUUUUUAAAUAAACGCCGCUCCUUCGUGGAAAGAUUCUCCAUCCAGUUUUACAAACACAUAUUGCAGGGUGCAAUUCAAAAUCUUUUACAUCUGAAUGAGAGAGAUACGCGGGAGGGAGGUUGUAAUUGAACUACGAUAAAACGCGAUCGCACGUCUUCGAUCUGGACAUAAAAAAAAAAAAAAAAAAGAUUGUUGCUAUUAUUCGUCUUCUUCUUCUUCUUCUUAUUAAUCAGUCAUUCAACACAUGCGUCUUCCAGAGACCAGGGGGGUGAACUCUGCAUCAUCAACAACUGCUGCUACUCCUCUACCCAGCGAUGCUGAACCCCAAUAGGUGCUCUCCAGACUGUUACACACCCCCGAUCCGCUGUGACAGUCGAGCACAUCUGGGAUGAGCUUGAACCUUGUCGGGAUUCUCCGCCAGUACCUCUCUGCACUGGUUGAAUUAUCAAUGAACGCCCCUUUCACACAGACUCAUCCCGACAGUUUGUAGCGCCAGGGUAAAGAGACCCCGAUUGUAGGGAGAGGUCCCAGUAGUGCCCAGGCUGUGGGAAUGGAGUGCUGUCAGGUUACUCUCCUCUUCCUGAACUAUAUUACAUUCGGAGGACACUGGCUUUCCAGCAAGCAAACAAACAGCCUUGAGUGAUGUUAUAUAACAGGACUGCUUUUUGAUUCUAAUGGAAACAUAUUGCCAAAGUCUCUGUGUGUGUGUGUGUGUAUGUCUACACACACACACACACACACACACACAACCUGUACUCACUGUUUUAUUAACGAUUGUUUAUUUAUUUUAUUUUAAAUCUUUUAUUUUGUUUAAAUGUGGUGAUCAAAUUGUUCCAUCGAUUCAUUAGAGGCGUCUUUACCGGGACUCGCACGUUUUACAGGGGUUGGGGGUGGGGGGUAAUGAAACAUGCCCCAAUUGAACAAAUAACAAGAUCU
Messenger RNA from Polyodon spathula (Mississippi paddlefish), 1843 nucleotides. RefSeq names its product TNF superfamily member 12 (gene tnfsf12). Bases 138 to 851 code for a protein of 237 amino acids. Gene Ontology annotation, cellular component: membrane. The transcript is spliced from 6 exons. The record is from RefSeq and is a predicted model, not a curated record. Lineage: Eukaryota; Metazoa; Chordata; Actinopteri; Acipenseriformes; Polyodontidae. Gene Ontology annotation, molecular function: tumor necrosis factor receptor binding; receptor ligand activity. Gene Ontology annotation, biological process: immune response.